AGCAGAGUUGAAUUUUUCGAGAGCCUACACCAUCGACAGAAGAGGCGUGAACAUCAAUUGGCUCGCGCUGUUAAACAGUCAGGUAAUGUCUCUAAAGAUGGAAAUGGAUGUCAGUGGAGUUUCCAGGGCACCCAUCUCUGUUCUACCUGCUGCUGAGGUCAAAGCCUCCCUGAAGCCUGAACUAGCGGACAAACCUCGAUGUGCUAGCACCCCCUGCUCCCCAAUCAAAAGUACUGUUUCAGGAUACCAGAUUCUCCACAUGGACUCUAACUACCUGGUGGGCUUUACCACAGGUGAGGAACUGCUCAAAUUGGCCCACAAGUGGUCUUCAGCAACCAACGCCACCACACCCACAGAGAAAUCUCCAGUACCAGAAACCAAGCCCAUGGAUCUUGGCAUCCACCGGAUGUCUCGCAAAGCCAAAAUGCGGUACUACCAGCCCUAUGACAUCCCUGCCGCCAAUGGACGAAGACGGAGGCGCAUGCCCAGCUCAGGUGACCCCUAUCUCAGGUCCCUGUCGAAUGGCGAGCCAGGGAGAGCCCUGCACGGCCCCUUGCCCCUCUGCCUGCUCAAAGGGAAAAGGUCCCAGUCCAAGUCGCUGGACUACCUCAACCUGGACAAAAUGAGUGUCAAGGAGCCGGCAGACACAGAGGUGCUGCAGUAUCAGCUCCAGCACCUGACACUGCGCGGGGAGCGCAUGUUUACCAGAAACAAGACAUGAAGCAACAUAGCUGGGCCUGCCACCCAAUUACCCACCCCAAUAUGGGACAUGGGUGGUAUUUCGGGCUGUUUCUCCCUGUUUAGAUUAUAGGUGAUCCUUUAAGAAGACUCUUGUGAGGCCAAUUGAUCUUGUUAUAUUGUCAAGCAAAUGUGACAAGGCUUUCGGGGUCCAAGCUGUUGUAUACAUACAUAACAAACACUGUUCUGACACUGUAAAGGGUUGUUUAGAAACAAAAUGUGAAGUUUGUCAGGAUUAGCAAUAACUGGUAAUCUUAUUUAUUGAUGAGAUUGUGUGUUUGUAUGUACUGAAUGUUGGUGUGAAUGUUCAAAUGCUUGUGUAUCCCUUUUUAUACUGCUUACGGAUGUUACCAAGGCCUCUAUUGCAGAAAGAACAGCCUCUCUUUUUGCAUUUUGUUGCACUGUUAUACAUCUGAACAUGUUACAGACACACAUACCUACUGUAAAAAAUACAGUACAUGUUUAGCCCACAAUCUUCACAUCCAUUAACCACCAUAAGCUCUAGUAAUAACGGUAAACUAUUGUGUAUCAGACCCACAAUCUGCAUUGCUCUUUUUGCUCAUGAUUGGUAUGAGGGAAAUGUGGGCUUUAUGUAAACCACUGACUGUUACACAAUGAAAAGGUUAUUUAAAAGAGUCCUUUUUUAAGAGGAUUUGUGGGGAACAUCUUUGGAGUGCCUGUGGUAAAAUUAGCAUCUUACUCAUCCAGUUAACCCCUCCCUCCCAUGUUUGUGGCUUGAAAAUAAGAGGGAAUAAAGUUUAGUUAGGUGUUUUUAGAUUUAAUUCAUAGAUGUUACAGUUACAUGCCCCACUUAUUCAGUAUUUUUUUCUUCAUUACCAUUAAAAAGAUUUAGGUUAAAUGUGGAGUCUCGGUAAGUAGACGUCAUAUAAAGCCAUGUGGCUUCCUUGCUUGUAAACACCGGCUCAUUUCCGAUGUAGAACUGCUAUUAUUGUCUCUCCUCAAUUUAGACUUUUCCUCACCACUCUUAAACCCUCUGUGGAACACGCCCACAUUCUUCUUAUGUUAGAACUGUGUUUUGGGAUAAGAAGUUGUCACACUGUUUGAUAUUUGUCAUUCUUCUGGGUCUUCUGGAUUUGUAAGGAAACAAUUUGGUUUUACCACUUCAUGAUGGCGCCUAACUAUCGAAACCAAAGCAUGGUAUUAUGGGUGUCCUGGCAAAACUUGAUCAGACUUUGUAAUUCGGAGUGCAUUGGACACAUGACAAUCAUAUUCAGACUUAACUCCUUACUUGAAGUGUCCAUGACAAUGUCAUCAAAACAUUUGUGUUUGCAUGAUACCUUAUGAUAGGUAACUGCUGACCCUUUUUUAAAUAACUUACUGUUGUUAGUAUUUUUUUUGUUUUUUUGUCAAUGUUAUAUCAGUCAGUUGUAUCCAUCUCUGUGUUACACUAAGUAUCACAGGAUAAGGAAAGGUGGUGUUCAUAUCUAUGGUUUCAUGUAUCUUAAAAUAUUAACAAUACUAUGAAAGGUGACUGGAUCUAGCUACUCCAAAUUAAAUAUGUCUGUCUACAAUUAUAUUAUCAGGCCAUUUAUUGCACAGAUCCUUAUACAAUAGAUUAUUUAUCAGAGUGUCUGUCACCUUGACUCCACUAUUCUAGUUUUAUCAGUCAUUUUGGUUCAUGGUACAGAAACAAACCAGUAUUUACCUAAUACUUGCAUGGUGAAUAGUACUUUUGGCAAAACUUUACAUUAAGGUUACAUUAACAACAUAGCAAUACCUACAAUAAAAACAUUGUAUGAGCUUCUUUGUUACUAAAAAGUAGUAAUUGUAAGCAGUGUAGGUUAUUUAAAAAAAAUUACAAGCCUGUGUAUGGUGGAGAGGGUAUAAGGGGUAAGUAAGUGGCUGUUGUAAAGGGGAGUUUAAGGUUGUGAUAGCAAAGCAAGAUUUAUUUUAUUUUCUUUAUCCUAUUUAACUACAAUAUUAUUACCAUAUGUCUUGAUAUGUAUGGUAAUUAAUGUAAUCUUAACGUAAAGUGUUGCCAUAUUUGUCUUUGUAAAACAAUUACUGUUGGGAUUUAUUAUGAAUCAAUCAAGUCAUUAUUUGGUAUAAGUUCUGGUAUUUGCCAAUUCAAAUAGAUAAGUAGUAGUAGUACAUGUACUGAAUUGUUAAUAUUAUAUGUCUUCUUUCAAACUUUUCUCUUGUCAUUGGUUGGUGUACUUUUAUUUUGUCUUGCAAUACGUAUGAGAUAACCUGAUUGACUGAAAGUUAUCAAUCAGUGUAAUUUUAUCAUUGUAAUGGAUUUGUUUAGAAUGUGCUGGAAUGUUAUUUAAAGUAAGCCUUAACUGUUCAUGCCAUGUCGUAUGAGGUGUAUUGUCAUGUAAUUCAAGGGAAAUACACCAUUCAAGAUAUGAUAUUUUCAAAUAUAAAAUGUAUUGGUAAUAUCACAUUUCACAUAAAUUUGAAAAGAAUAGCAUAGUCAAUUCACCUAAUGUAUGUUGGCCACAUUUCUGGCACCAAUCAUUCAAUGUACUACAUUGUAGUUCAGAAAACCUUCCCCAAUCUUUUCUAUUUCAUCUGGGUCAAUUCAAUGCUUGACAUCACUACACUAUACCAUGAAGUAACCAGCUUCAUGUAUUUUAUGUUCAUUUUGUGGAUAGUGUUUGAAAGCACACGUGUAUUUUGAUUAAUUAAUUAAAAUUAAUUAUAGAUACAUGUUUUUCAUUUAUUCUUGUGAAAUCUGUUCAUAUAGCUUGUACUCUGUAGUUUCGCAGCUUCAGCGGUUAAAUUAUGUUUCAACUGUGUUAAUUCAUACCCUGCAAUGCCAAUGACUGAUGUAAGUUUUAUUUGUCUGGACAUUUAACCAGAUGCUGUGUGUUAUCACCAUUAUAUACACAAGUGAAUGUGUCAUAAACGAUUUUGAAAUAAAUAUUCU
Messenger RNA from Hypomesus transpacificus, 3631 nucleotides. It is a transcript of the gene macir, whose product is annotated as macrophage immunometabolism regulator. The coding region runs from base 86 to 721 and encodes 211 amino acids. The record is from RefSeq and is a predicted model, not a curated record. The transcript has 2 exons. Gene Ontology annotation, biological process: negative regulation of fibroblast migration; negative regulation of cytokine production involved in inflammatory response. Lineage: Eukaryota; Metazoa; Chordata; Actinopteri; Osmeriformes; Osmeridae.